This is a messenger RNA of Salvia hispanica, 1364 nucleotides long. Its product is annotated as GDSL esterase/lipase At5g33370-like. Gene Ontology annotation, molecular function: lipase activity. Gene Ontology annotation, biological process: lipid metabolic process. Lineage: Eukaryota; Viridiplantae; Streptophyta; Magnoliopsida; Lamiales; Lamiaceae. The record is from RefSeq and is a predicted model, not a curated record.
UUUAUCAUUCAACCAAUCCAUAAAAACAAUUUUGAGCAUUUUCUUGAGUGCUCAAAGGCAAUGGCUAGUGCCCUUCUCUUCGCCCUCCUCUCGGCCGCACUCCUCGCCUCGACGGCGAUGACGCGCGUCGAAGCCCGGGCCUUCUUCGUGUUCGGAGACUCGCUCGUGGACGCCGGCAACAACAACUACCUCGCGACGACCGCCCGCGCCGACGCCCCACCCUACGGCAUCGACUACCCCGGCCGCCGCGCCACCGGCCGGUUCUCCAACGGCUUCAACAUCCCCGAUCUCAUCAGUCAGAGCAUUGGUCAAAGUGAAUCACCUCUACCCUACUUGAGUCCAUCAAUGAGUGGAUCAAAAUUGCUAAUUGGAGCAAAUUUUGCUUCUGCUGGAGUUGGAAUUCUCAAUGACACUGGAGUUCAGUUUGUGAAUAUAAUUAGAAUUGGGCAACAAUUGCAAUAUUUCCAACAAUAUCAAUCAAGAGUGAGUCAAAUAAUUGGACCAGCUGAGGCUCAGAGACUAGUAAAUCAAGCUUUGGUUCUAAUCACUUUGGGGGGAAAUGAUUUUGUUAACAACUAUUAUUUGGUACCAUAUUCCGCCCGGUCGCGCCAAUAUACUCUUCAGAACUAUGUUCCCUUCAUUAUCUCCGAGUAUCGCAAGGUUCUUAAGAGACUUCACGGCCUAGGCGCCCGUAAGGUCCUAGUGACCGGGACCGGUCCACUCGGGUGUGUCCCGGCCGAGCUAGCCCAGCAUAGCCGAAACGGCGAGUGCUCGGCCGAACUCCAACGCGCCGCCGGCCUCUUCAACCCACAGCUCACCCAAAUGCUCCUCUCCCUCAACUCUGAGCUCGGUGGCGACAUCUUCGUCGCCGCCAACACACAACUCACUCACUACGACUUCAUCAACAACCCCCAAGCAUUCGGGUUUGUGACAUCGAAGGUCGCGUGCUGCGGUCAGGGACGGUACAACGGGAUAGGACUAUGCACGCCGCUCUCCAACCUGUGCCCUAACAGAGAUGUGUACGCAUUUUGGGACCCAUUCCAUCCCUCUGAGAGAGCAAAUAGAAUCAUUGUGCAGCAAAUCUUGACUGGAGACUUGAGCUACAUGAAUCCCAUGAAUCUCAGCACCAUCUUAGCUAUGGAUUCUCAGACAUGAUGACCUCAUUAAAUGUUUUAGUUUGCAAUUGGUGUCUUUUUUUUUGCCUUGUGUUUCAAUUUGUUUUUGCUCUAUUUGAAGCUAGCUUGUCUUUCUUAUGCAAAAGUAAUUGUUAAGAGGAGAACUAUUGUUUUUUCUAUUUUUUUAAUUAGGUUUGAGUGAGGAAUUUAAUGAAUUGUGAUAUUAUCUUGUGGUAAUAUUUAUGUUCA